This is a messenger RNA of Apodemus sylvaticus (European woodmouse), 4045 nucleotides long. It is a transcript of the gene Mov10, whose product is annotated as Mov10 RISC complex RNA helicase. Lineage: Eukaryota; Metazoa; Chordata; Mammalia; Rodentia; Muridae. Gene Ontology annotation, molecular function: RNA binding; 5'-3' RNA helicase activity. Bases 396 to 3464 code for a protein of 1022 amino acids. The transcript is spliced from 21 exons. The record is from RefSeq and is a predicted model, not a curated record.
UUGACUUCUGCCUUCCACGGUGUUGGAAAGCCAGAGCAGGGAAAUGGGGGAGGGGGCGUGCCGCUCGCUUCCGUACUGGUUUCUGUCCCUGGCAGUCUGGGGGAGGUGCUGGACGAGCGGCCCCAGUCCAGCUGCUGUCGACCCAGGGCCAGGGCCCUGCCCUUUGCUCUGCAGCUUUUUUAAGUCCCGAGGCUCUGGAGAGUGGGCGUGGGAGUAGCCCUUGCAGAGGCUCCAAGGUCCUCGAGGCUGUUUAGGGGGCCCCAGGCGAUAGCCACGUUCGGAUCCUGGCUCGCAGCCAGGGGAGGGAGCUUGGGACCAGCCAACUCUAAACCGCGGCGGCGACUUUCAGUUUCAUUUCCACGGACCCUCCUGCCUGGGCCGCAGCCGCCGCCGCGAUGCCCAGCAAGUUCAGCUGCCGAAAGCUCCGGGAGACCGGCCAGGGGUUCGAGAGUUUCCUGGCCGAUCGUGGACUGGACCUGGAGACAGAUCGUGAGCGGCUGCGGACGAUUUACAACCGCGACUUCAAGCCCAGCUAUGGGACCCCUGCCCCUGGCUUCUCCUCCAUGCUGUAUGGAAUGAAGAUUGCAAAUCUGGCCUUCGUUACCAAGACUCGGGUCAGGUUCUUCAAAUUAGACCGCUGGGCUGAUGUGCAGUUACCAGAAAAGAGGCGAAUAAAGCCGGGAUCGAACAUCAGCAAACAACACAGAUCACUGUUGGCCAGGAUCUUUCACGACAGGUCAAUUUCAGUCCGAGGUCCACCCUCACCGUUCCGACUCCCACUCCUCCCCAGGGCUGAGUAUCUUCAUGGGAAGCAUGGGGUGGACGUGGAGGUCCAGGGACCCCAUGAAGCCCGAGACGGGCAGCUCCUUAUCCGCCUGGAUUUGAACCGCAAAGAGGUACUAACCCUACGGCUUCGGAACGGAGGAACCAAGCCUGUCACCCUCACUCACCUGUUCCCCCUCUGCUGGACACCCCAGUUUGUCUUCUACCAUGGAGAACAGGACCUGCCAUGCCCGCUGGGCCCGGGUGAAAGCUAUGAACUCCAUGUCUACUGUAAGACCAGCAUCGUGGGCUACUUCCCAGCCACUGUCCUCUGGGAGCUGCUGGGACCCGGGGAGUCGGGAGCAGAAGGAGCAGAGACUUUCUACAUUGCCCGCUUCCUGGCUGCCGUCGCACACAGCCCUCUGGCUGCACAGUUGAAACCCACAACUCCCUUCAAACGCCCCCCGCGGCUCACAAGUAACCCUGUGCAGACCAACCGGAUCGAGGAGGGAGAGAGGCCCGACCGAGCCAAGGGCUAUGAACUAGAGCUAAGCUUGGCCCUGGGGACCUAUUACCCACCCGUCCGCCUCCGGCAGCUGCUCCCUACCCUUCUUCAGGGACCAAGUAUCUUCACUUCCCCCAAGGAGGUUGCCGAGAUCAAGGCCCAGCUGGAGACAACCCUGAAAUCCAGGAACUAUGAGGUGAAGCUCCGGCUGCUGCUGCACCUGGAGGAGCUGCAGAUGGAACAUGACAUCCGGCACUAUGACCUGGAGUCAGUACCCAUGACCUGGGACCCUGUGGACAAGAACCCCAGGCUGCUCACACUGGAGGUCCCUGGUGUGGCAGAGAGCCGCCCCUCCGUGCUGCGGGGCGACCACCUUUAUGCCCUCUUGUCCUCUGAGACCCAGCAGGAGGACCCUGUCACCUACAAGGGGUUCGUGCACAAGGUAGAACUGGACCGUGUCAAGCUGAGCUUUUCUACAAGCCUCCUGAGCCGAUUCGUGGAUGGGCUGACCUUCAAGGUGAACUUCACCUUCAACCGCCAGCCCCUUCGGGUCCAGCACCGGGCCCUGGAGUUGACUGGGCGCUGGGUGCUGUGGCCCAUGCUCUUUCCUGUGGCCUCCCGUGGCGUCUCGCUGCUGCCCUCAGAUGUGAAGUUCAAGCUGUAUGAUCGGAGUCUGGAGUCGAACCCUGAGCAGCUGCAGGCCAUGAAGCACAUUGUGAGGGGCACCACCCGGCCUGCCCCCUACAUCAUCUUUGGGCCUCCAGGUACCGGCAAGACUGUCACAUUAGUGGAGGCCAUCAAACAGGUAGUAAAGCACUUGCCCAAAGCCCACAUCCUGGCCUGUACUCCAUCCAACUCAGGGGCUGACCUCCUCUGUCAGCGGCUCCGGGUCCACCUGCCCAGUUCCAUCUACCGGCUCCUGGCCCCCAGCAGGGACAUCCGAAUGGUGCCCGAGGACAUUAAGACCUGCUGUAACUGGGAUCCUAAGAAGGGAGAAUAUGUGUACCCUGCUAAGAAGCAUCUGCAACAGUAUCGGGUCUUAAUUACCACCCUCAUCACUGCCAGCAGGUUGGCGUCAGCCCAGUUUCCCAUCGAUCACUUCACACACAUCUUCAUCGAUGAGGCUGGCCACUGCAUGGAGCCUGAGAGUCUGGUGGCCAUAGCAGGGCUGAUGGACGUCAAGGAAACGGGCAAUCCUGGAGGGCAGCUGGUGCUGGCGGGAGACCCUCGGCAGCUGGGGCCCGUGCUUCGGUCACCGCUGGCCCAGAAGCAUGGACUCGGUUACUCCCUGCUGGAGCGUCUGCUCACCUACAACUCCUUGUAUAAGAAGGGCCCCAAUGGCUAUGACCCCCAGUUCAUCACCAAACUGCUCCGCAACUACAGGUCUCACCCCACCAUCCUGGACAUCCCUAACCAGCUGUACUAUGAUGGAGAGCUGCAGGCCUGUGCUGACGUGGUGGAUCGAGAACGCUUCUGCCGUUGGGAGGGGCUGCCUCAACAGGGUUUCCCCAUCAUCUUCCACGGUGUAAUGGGCAAAGAUGAGAGAGAGGGCAAUAGCCCAUCCUUCUUCAACCCUGAGGAGGCUGCUACUGUGACAUCGUAUCUGAAACUGCUCCUGGCCCCUUCCUCCAAGAAGGGUAAAGCCCGCCUGAGCCCCCGAAGUGUGGGCGUCAUCUCCCCGUACCGGAAGCAGGUAGAAAAAAUCCGUUACUGCAUCACAAAACUUGACCGAGAACUUCGAGGACUGGAUGACAUCAAAGACUUGAAGGUGGGCUCUGUGGAAGAGUUCCAAGGGCAAGAACGCAGCGUCAUCCUCAUCUCCACCGUCCGAAGCAGCCAGAGCUUUGUACAGCUGGAUCUAGACUUUAACCUCGGUUUCCUUAAGAACCCCAAGAGGUUCAAUGUUGCUGUGACCCGGGCCAAGGCUUUGCUCAUCGUAGUGGGCAACCCCCUCCUUCUAGGCCACGACCCGGACUGGAAAACAUUCCUGGAGUUCUGUAAAGAAAACGGGGGAUAUACCGGAUGCCCCUUUCCUGCCAAACUGGACCUGCAGCAGGGACAGGACUUGCUCCAAGGUCUGAGCAAACUCAGCCCCUCUACCUCAGGGCCCCGCCAUCACCAGCAUCUCCCCCAGGAGCGGGAGGGUGAAGGGGGCUUGCCCUUACAAGUGGAGCCAGAGUGGAGGAAUGAGCUCUGAGGACAGAGCCGCCUGCCUUCUCACACCAGCCAAGCCUUACUGCUGCCUGUCCCUGACCCAGAGCCCAGCUCACCUGUCCCUGCAAGAGAUGGGAAGGCUGGGAGUUUACAGCCCAGACCAUUCUGCCCCUUCCUCUGCUAGGGGAGACCACCCAAGCUGCUAAAACUUGGAGGAUGGGGGAGGAAGAAAGCUUUUACCCUCUCCUUUGCAGUCCUGGGGACUGAACCCAGAGCCUCAGAUCAGCUAGGCAGGCACUCUACCGCUGAGCUGCUUCAAGAAAAACAAAAUGCUGUUCUAUGCAAAAGCCUCUUGCUCAUGUCUCAUCAGCCUGGUCUUGCUUCCUGUGCCCCCAAGAUGACCCCCCAGGAGGGUAUCUGCCCAGAGCCACGCCACUUCAUAGCUCGUCUAAGGGAGGAAACCCAAUGGACAAGGAAGCCACCCACAGGCUUCUAUGUUUAGCCAAUGGUACAGACCACUCCCCUCACCCACCCAGGCAGUCAGCCAAACAUGACCUCAUCGCUUACUCUAGACUCCACCCUGUCCCCUGCUGCCUCCGCCCCCAGUCCUGCCUCUGCAGACUG